AUGGAGACCUUCCCCACCGAUCCACCCCGCAGGGCCCGUCGAUCAUCCAUCUCUAACCACAUCCACCGCGUCUUUGGCAAAUCUAUGGAUAAACGACACAAUCAGAAUAGUGGAUUUGUUCCCCCAGUUCCCUUUCUCGCCCGCGAAGCUCUCGCACAUGAGGCCACCGAUAGUAAUUCCCAUGCGAGGCACUCCUUGUACGAUGAGACAGGGCCGAGCUCGGUCUCUUACUCCUCCAACUCUCGUUUACCCUCCACUGGUACACCUGGCUCAAGUCUAUCAGUCGCAAACGGGGCACCUGUGGAAAAUGAUACCCCAACCCAACAAAUGACGCCCUUGCCAAUCUAUCCCGACGGAGAUGGAGACAAUAUCUCCAAACCAACCUUGGAAAGACCCAAGAAGAAAGAAAAAGAAAAGCGUGUCACAAAGCGCCUAGAAGCCGAGAGAAAAGAACUCGAGAAGCGGUUGCUAGCACUCGAGGAAUCCCAAUCCCAGGGCGAUAUCGGAAUCCAUGACAGAAACUCUCGCCGUUUGACCAAGAAACAACCAGUGAGCAGCUCAAGCAGAAGCUCCAGUGCGAAUGCAGAGCGUCCGAAAUCGUCAAGUAGCCUGUCCUCGAUAUUCCGGCGAUCACGCCGGAAUUCACGUUCGAGUGAUCAAGAUCCGUCUGCCGAGUUUAACCAGCUUAGGACAGAUACGAACCCACCAUCUCUUCCGUUGACUCUACCGGAAAGGUUUGGAACGGCUAUCACCCGAGAGCUACAGUCCAAGCAUGGCACCGCACUGAACCUAUCCGCUUCGAACAAAAUGUCCAACCCAACCCAGCACAACCGGUUGCACGCCACGGCGAAGUCUGAUGACCUUCGUGAGAACUGGAAGAUGGCUGAAGCCUGGAAGACAGCCGAAGCCUGGAGGACGAAGGAUGGACAUGAAUCCAAUCGAUCAGUGUCGGAGCAGAUUCCCACUGUUACUCGGUCCGUGGUUGGAAACUGUGCUAGAAACGGCGAGACACUAGUGUCCUCCGGCGAUCUGGAUAAGGAGCUGUUUUCUGCAGCGCUGAAGCAUGACAGGAAGAGUAUGCCCGGGGCAGAAUAUCCCGGUGAUCGUGUGACUCGUCAAGACCGUUCUGUCAGGGCUACUAGCAUGCCAAUGUCGCAAUGCUUGAGCCAGCCUAACUUAUAUUCACCCGGUCAUUCGGAUUCGCCUACUCAAGUUACCACGGCUCGUCAGUUACAGGAAAUGACACCCCCAGAAACUCCAGACAAUCCGUCAACUCUAUCUGGUGCCAAGUCUUACCAACCACUCAGCCUAGCACAAACAAACUCCACGGGAAACCUUGCCAGGAUGAACCGAGUGGAUCCCUUCCCGCGAGCAUACAAGUCGUCUCCCCUCGCGUUGAAUCCUGCAAAUACAGAUGAAUCGGCCCAGAGUUAUUUCAAGAUUCCAAGAUCCCUGACAUUACACAAACCUAACCAUGAGAACCCAUCCCAACCAUUACACUCUCCUGGGCAAUCUCAUCCCGAGGAUCGAGGAAGAAGUCGAUUGCCUACCGCUUUGUCGAAUACCCCCAAACGAACCUCAAGCCGUUUCAAAGAAAACUUCCACGAAACUUCGCAGUCGGUCGAAAUGCCACCGAUUCCAGUCAAGAGUGAAAGACGGAGUCUCGAGAUUCGGGGAAUGCCAACUGCGUCAACCGAUACGGUCAAAGACAUCCCGGCGUCUCCCUGCCAGGUACCCGUCAGAACUCCAGUACAUGCAGGAAGUGUUUCGCCCGGUGAGAGAAACAGCCGAACAUCCAAGGAUCUGUCGGAUAGUAACACCGUUCCUGCGAAAUCUCCCCGUCGGUAUUCUCACGCUUCCACCGGACCCCCAGAGGAUAAUAUUCUUGCUGGAGAACCUAGAGGGCUCAUGCCAGGACAUAGCCGCUGUCCUUCACAUAACUCCUCCCAUGACGGUCAUUCAAAUUAUGACACUGCCGACGAAGAUGCACCUGAACCCUCUGAAUUCAAACGCGAUUCAGCGAAUCGCGUGGAUACUAGUCCUGCAAUUUCCGCUGUCGAAGCGCCAGUCGUGCAUGAGGCUCCCGUUAGUCCACUCAUUCAACCCAACACAUCGCCAGGUAUCCAACCUGGCAACCAACCUGUCUUGCAGCCCAUCCAGCAGCCCGCGUCUCACCCUGAUACUUAUCGCGGCAUACAGUACGGCCCUCAAUAUGGCACUCAUCCCGGCAUGCAGCCCAGCAGCCCCCCGGGUACCCAAAGCGGCAGCCCCCAAGCCCGACCAGCUCCCAUGAGCAUCCUCAAGAGAAGAUCCCAAAAAGCGAAAACAGCCCACAGCCCACAAACCCUCACCAAGAUCUUCGUAAUCUGCUGCCGCUGCAAGUACUGGCACGACCUACCCUCCGAAGUCUACGCGCGUCUCGCCUGCCCCGAGCGUCUGGUCUCAGAUUCCAAAGUGGACCGAACGCGCUCCAAAACACAGCCCGACACCGGUACCCGCAAGUUGACAGGCUCACGAUCUCUGCCAUUCGGUCAAUUACCAGCUGCACAUGCUGCCCAAGGCAUGCCCGAUCUACGGCCUGCGCCUCUUCUACCCCGCAAGGUGACCUGCUGCUGGUGUGGACAUAAUAUGAGCCGGUCUUGUUGUGAGGGUUGGACUACUGUCGUUGAGAUGUGUGAGCGGCACCAUUAA
Molecule: messenger RNA, 2691 nt
Organism: Penicillium roqueforti
Lineage: Eukaryota; Fungi; Ascomycota; Eurotiomycetes; Eurotiales; Aspergillaceae
Exons: 2
Coding region: 1-2691 (896 amino acids)
Source: RefSeq, a predicted model, not a curated record